Eimeria tenella is the source of this 870-nucleotide messenger RNA. RefSeq lists its product as uncharacterized. The annotation marks the transcript as partial. The record is from RefSeq and is a predicted model, not a curated record. Lineage: Eukaryota; Apicomplexa; Conoidasida; Eucoccidiorida; Eimeriidae. The transcript has a single exon.
AUGUGGUUCGCAGCAGCAGCAGCAAAAGCAGCAACACCAGCAGCAGCAACAGCAACAGCAGCAACAGCAGCAGCUGCGUCAGCAGCGCCAGAAAAAGCGACAGCAGCAGCAGCGGCAGCAGAGGGUUUAUUAAUUCCUGCGAGGCUGCCCUCGCUGCAGCAGCUGCAGCAGCUGCAGACUUUUGCUGCUGUUGGAUCUUCUUUGCUGCAGCGGCUGACACUUCGGGGGCAGCAGUUUGCGGUGUAUGGACACCUGGCAGCACUUAAAGAGUUCAAAAUGAGGGGAGAGUUGCUGCUGCUGCUGCAGCAAAUCAGCAGAGAAGGCCUCGCAGCAGCAGCAGCAGCAGCACCAGCAACAGCAGCAACAGAAACGGCAACGACAGCGGAAGCAGCAGCAGCAGCAGGAGGAAGCGAUGCCGUAUUAGCAGCAGCGCCAGCAGCAGCAGCAGCAGCAGCAGAAGCAGCAGCAGCUGCGCUGUGCAGACUGGACCCACACUUGGUGGGGCGGCUGCUGCAGCAGCUGCAGAAAGCGGUGCAGCAGCAGCUGCAGCAAAAGAGACUCUCGUGCGACUGUCUCCUUUUAAGCAGGUGCUCGCAAGCAGCAACUGAUCCUGCGCUGCUGCGGUUUGUUGCAGCAGCAGCAGCAAGAACAGCAGCAGCAGCAGCAGCAGCAGCAGCAGCCAGGCCAGCGGUGAAUGCUGCCCCGGCGGACGCAUGCGCGCGAGCGCCAGCAAGCCCCGCUGCAGCAGCAGCAGCAGCAGCAGAACGAGCAGCAGCAGCAGCAGCAGCAAGUUCCUUCGUGCUGUCGGUGAGCGAGGCUGCAUGCGCUGGGUUGCUGCCGACGUGCUGCAGCAGCUUAUUUUUGCUGCUG